Molecule: messenger RNA, 8672 nt
Organism: Acanthochromis polyacanthus (spiny chromis)
Lineage: Eukaryota; Metazoa; Chordata; Actinopteri; Pomacentridae
Product: potassium voltage-gated channel subfamily D member 2-like
Exons: 6
Coding region: 561-2459 (632 amino acids)
Biological process (GO): protein homooligomerization; potassium ion transmembrane transport
Cellular component (GO): voltage-gated potassium channel complex; membrane
Molecular function (GO): protein binding; A-type (transient outward) potassium channel activity
Source: RefSeq, a predicted model, not a curated record
AGAGAGGGGGAGAGAGAGGAGCUUCCGUCUCUCAGCACCGGAGACCAGAACCGCGUCUCCUGCUGCCGAGUCCCGUCUGUCCGGUUCGGCUCCGCUCGGCUCGGCUCGGCUCAGAGCGGAUUCACCGUCCUGCUGUUGCGGUUCCUCUCCGCGUCUCUCCUCUGCGCUGCGGCUGCUCGGUGCGGGCACCGAGAGGAGGAUGCCUGCGGCGGACCGGACGGAGCUCCGAGUCCCGGUGCGGAGCGGCGGAUCGCGCUGACUUGUUGCUGAGAGAAACCGGAGAAAAAGCGGCGGAGAAGCUGGAUUUACCGGGAUUACCGGACAGGAGCGGAGCUGACGGAGAGUUUCUGUUUGUUUUCCUGUUUCCAAACUGACCGGGAGGACCACCGGGAGGGUUUCUGCGGCGGCUCUCUGCGGCUUUUACGCGUCACUUUUGUGCGUAAAAUCCGCUUCUUGGAUUUCGCGGCUCUUCUUCCAUCUGUUGCCGGUGGAGGCUCUCCCUCCCUGGAUGUCCUCCAGCGGCUCCGCGGCUCCGUGAUCCCCCGGUACCGAGCCUCAGCAUGGCGGCGGGAGUGGCGGCGUGGCUGCCGUUCGCCCGGGCUGCGGCCAUCGGCUGGAUGCCGGUCGCCACGGCGCCGAUGCCGGUUCCCCCGCAGGAGAAGCGGCGCGGGAAGGACGGACUGAUCGUGCUGAACGUGAGCGGCACAAAGUUCCAGACGUGGCGGGACACGCUGGAGCGCUACCCGGACACCCUGCUGGGCAGCACCGAGCGGGACUUCUUCUUCCACGAGGACAGCAACGAGUACUUCUUCGACCGCGACCCGGACAUCUUCCGCCACAUCCUCAACUUCUACCGCACCGGGAAGCUGCACUACCCGCGCCAGGAGUGCAUCUCCGCCUACGACGAGGAGCUGUCGUUCUUCGGCAUCAUCCCGGAGAUCAUCGGGGACUGCUGUUACGAGGAGUACAAGGACCGGCGGCGGGAGAACCAGGAGCGGAUCCAGGACGACGAGGAGGCCGACCCCGGAAACGAGCUGGUGUCCGCGGACCUCAGCUUCCGGGAGUCCAUGUGGCGCGCCUUCGAGAACCCGCACACCUCCACCAUGGCGCUGGUCUUCUACUACGUCACCGGCUUCUUCAUCGCCGUGUCCGUGCUCGCCAACGUGGCGGAGACGGUGCCGUGCGGUUCCGUGCCGAACCGGGCUAAGGAGAUGUCGUGCGGGGAGCGUUACGCGCUGGCCUUCUUCUGCCUGGACACGGCGUGCGUCAUGAUCUUCACAGUGGAGUACCUACUGCGCCUGCUCGCCGCGCCGAGCCGCUACCGGUUCGUGAAGAGCGUGAUGAGCAUCAUCGACGUGGUGGCCAUCAUGCCCUACUACAUCGGCCUCGUCAUGACCGACAACGAGGACGUCAGCGGCGCCUUCGUCACACUGCGCGUCUUCCGCGUCUUCCGGAUUUUCAAGUUCUCGCGACACUCUGCGGGACUUCGCAUCCUGGGCUACACGCUGAAGAGCUGCGCCUCAGAGCUGGGCUUCCUGCUCUUCUCCCUCACCAUGGCCAUCAUCAUCUUUGCCACCGUCAUGUUCUACGCCGAGAAGGGAUCCAGCGCCAGCAAGUUCACAAGCAUCCCAGCAGCCUUCUGGUACACCAUCGUCACCAUGACGACGCUAGGGUACGGCGACAUGGUUCCAAAGACCAUCAUGGGGAAGAUCUUCGGUUCCAUCUGUUCUCUGAGCGGGGUUCUGGUCAUCGCCCUGCCGGUUCCCGUCAUCGUCUCCAACUUCAGCCGUAUCUACCACCAGAGCCAGCGGGCCGAGAAGAGGCGAGCCCAAAAGAAAACCCGGCUCGCUAGAAUUCGCGCGGUGAAGAGCGGAGGAGCUAAAGCUUAUUUGCAGUACAAACGCAGCCGGCUGCUGAUUGGCCCAGACCAGGAGGCAUCCAAAGAAGCCGGACAGGCGCUGGUGUGUAAAACCAACCCCAACUUUGAGGUUCAUCAUCAUCACCUGCUGCACUGUCUGGAGAAAACCACGAACCACGAGUUUCUGGACGAGAAGACGUUUGAGACGAGCCUCAGGGAGGUGACUCUGGUGAAGCAGGUGUCUCGAUCUUCAUCCAUCUCCUCGGCCUCGUCGCCUCACGGCUUCACCUCCUGCUGCUCCCGCCGGAAGAGGAAGACCUUCAACGUACCGAACUCCAACAUGUCAGUGGGUCUCCAGGGCAGCAUCCAGGAGCUGAGCACCAUCCAGAUCAGGGAGCGACCGCUCACUAACAGUCGUUCCAGCCGAUCCAGCCUGAACGCCAAAUUCGAGGAGACGGUUCCUCUGAACUGCGAGCAGCCGUACAUCACCGCCGCCGUCAUCAGCAUGCCCACGCCACCCGGCACCACGCCCGAAGGUGACGACUCCGCCAGCUCCACUGACUACUCCCAGGCCAACAUCGUCCGAGUGUCAGCGCUCUAGAACCUCCCAACUCUUCCCAACCCGCCACUGGCCCGGCUGGUCGGCGUCGCAGAGGACGGUUUGGUAGCGACGUCACGUUGACGAUGGAGGUUAGCUUAAAGACCUCUGGUGGAGGGACGGGUCCUCUGGUGCACUCUAGACUCACCUGGAUUCAAUUAUUUUCUGUGUUUUCUUCCGUGAAGGAUUUUCACUUGAAGGAGGAAGGAAACGAUGAAACUGUAACUCAUUGCUGUUUUUUCACUCCUUUGAAUCUGAUUUCCUGAAACACAAAGACAGCUCGACUUCCUCUGGGUCCAGGUUUAAAGGAUCGUCUUAAGACUUGUUUAGCACAAAGAUGGAAGCAGGAGGAAACUCCAAGUCGGUCCGAUGUCGUAUCUUCUCGGCUAACGCGGGGCUAGCUGACUGGAACCAGGGUUUAAAUGGAUUUGUGUCUUUAUUGAGCUCCAGACCUUCAAGAUACGUCAUUUCACAAAACACCAAACAGGACGGAAAUGUUGGAAAGUCUUUAGCAUCUGCAGACAUUUUAAUCUUUUUCUUCAGGCUAACAGUCUUCCAGCAGCUCCUUAAACAACUUUUAUAUUUCUGUUUGUGUGAAAUAAAUCAGAUGUGAAGUCAGUCAGGAGAGUCUGGGAGUCGUUAGAUUUUGGGUUUAACUCGUCCUUUUCCACCUGCUUGUCGUCUUUGUGCUAAGCUAAGCUAAUGUGCUAAUGAUGAUAAUAAGUCAUCACACUUUGUAUUGCAGUCCUGGAAAACCAGAACGUGUUGAAGGUGGAACCUGUUUGACGAAUCAUAUCAAGUCUUCAUAUGGAGGUGAAAACAGGCAGCAGCUGUUGGUUUGUUUUAUCCCUUCAGGAAGUUUCCAGUCUUCUGAAUGAAUGAAGUGAGUUUUGUGAGAUUCUAUGCAAGAGCUGCACCAACUACUGAAAUGAAAAUGUUUCCUUGAAUAAAAAAAAAAUUACAUUCAGUCUGCUGGAGACACCAAAGUCAAGAUCUCCCUGUUUGUUGGGAGUUACUUUUAGUUUAGUUUUUUCAUAGCCAGACAACAUCAUAAGCAAUUAGAUUAAAAUAUAAAUAGCAGCAGAAACACAUUGCACAUUUAAAUUAGAUUUGUGGUAAACUUUCAGUGGAUUCCUGGCUAACUUAUAGCAAAGUGUUUUUUUAAUUCUAUUUUUUGCUUCAGAUUUGCUAAAAUGUCCACUGAUUUCAUAUUUGAGACACUAAUAAGGAUAUUUUUCUUGAUUUUACACCAAUUUAAAAACAAAUUCUGUCUACAUGACUGGAGUUUUAUGAAGUAUCUACUUCUUUACUUACUUUAUAAACGAUAUAUCAACUGAAGGGUUUGGAAGCAGAGUGGUCUGACCCACUUUCUGUAGUUUUAGCCAAAAAUAGAUUCAAAGCUUAGUGUUUUCCAGAAUGGUCUAACAUUCAAAGUGCCACUGUAACGCUGUAUUUUGGUUGUGGGUUAGAUCACUCUGACACUAAAAUCUAGACCAUAAAAAUAUUAGAUAAAUUGUCUAAAACUCAGAUGUUUUGUGGUUAGACCGCUCUGCUUCUAACCUCCUCAAAUACCAAAGAACAUUCUGUCACUUCAUUGUUUCUGCAGACUUUAAAUGCUCAUGUAGAGUAACAAUGAGGAGCAGCAGACCGUUCCACACAGUGUCAUUGUUGUGUCGAAUGCUCUGACUGUGUUAGUUUCUCAAACUCUCUGUUUUUUGCACAUGUAUUCAUACAAACUGGAGUUUCUAAAGGUGAUUUGUGUUGAUUGGACACCCAAACGUAAAUAUUCAACGUGGACGAGGCCUCAACGUCUUUAUAUUUCUGUCCAUCAGCUACUUUAUCCACUGAGAAAAUUAAUGUGGAGAUUCUGCAAAACCCACCAACUUGCCAGAAGUCACUGUAAGUUUGCCAGAAAUCUAAUUUGCAAAUGAAAACAUGAUCUUACUGUAAAUGUUCGGGACGUUGCCAAAAGAUAAAACAGAAGGGUUUGGAGGCAGAGUGGUCUGACCCACUUUCUGUAGUUUGUGAGAAAAAUGGGUUCAAAAUUUUAAGUUUUGAAGAAUGGUCUAACAUUCUCAGCACGACUGUAACACUACAUUUGAAGGUUAGACCACUCUGCCAUUGAAAUCCAGACCAUAAAAUAUUACAGAAAUUACAUAAAAGUCAUAUUUUUUGUGGGUUUGACCACUCUGCUUCUAACCACCUCAUCUGGCAUCUUUACAACCAGAGGGUUAUAGAGAGUUAAACAUGUUUGCAGACGAUGGUCAACGCUUGCAAACUAAUGUCUUUAAGUUUCAUCAGUUAAUUUUAAUAAUAAUGAGAUCUUUUUAUGCUUGACGGCAGUUGGAGGACUAAAGAAAAUUCUGGAUUUCUUUUCAUAUUAUAUUUUUAUUUUUUAUAUUCUUACAUUUCAUUUGGUUUGUGGGUGUGCUUAUUUUUUUAUUUGUUUACAUGCCGAUGAUGGUAUUUUAUAUAUUUUUAUUGUUUCAGCUGCAGUAAGAGAAGUCUUAUGAAGUCCGAUGUGGUUUUCCAGGACUGUGAUCUGAUGCUUCUGGAUGAGCUUUACUGUAUUUAAUCGAUUUCAGAGUGCAGGAUUUGUGUUUGCAGCUGGAGACGAGGAACCCAUUGAGCAUGCUCAGUAUCUGUGUGUUUGAGUGCAUGGACCCGUGUGUUUCUGCAUGAUCGUCCGGUUGGAGUUGGUCCAAGCGGUUCUGGUUCUGGUCCCGACUCUGUAAAUAUAGUUUUUUAGCUGAGCUUCCUCUCCGCUGUACAUAAACACACUGGAAUCGUGACAAACGUCGUUCACGAUAAAUCUUCGUUGUUGCACCGGAGCUGCUGUUCGUCUCGUCCUGCUUGCAGAUUUAUUUAAUGCACAUGUUGCCUGAUGAUUUGUUUCUUACUGUACUUUGAACCUCCAACAGUCUGUUGAGCAGAUGUUGUUUUAGACUAUUUUGUGGAUGUUUCAGGACCCUGACAUCUGGAACCACAGCUUCAAGUUCUAAAAUCGGGCAAAAAACAAGAAAUACCCCGACACCCAAGUGUCAAAGUUAGCAAAGAGUGUGUUUUUACUGCUGAAAAACGUGAAAAGUCAGUCGCUAAGUAAAUGGUCUGGUGUUGCUGCCUGCAUAUGUUGUUUUCCAGAUUAAUAAAUUAGCCAGGAGAAGCUAACAGAGUCCCUCAACUAUACUUUAGUAGUUUAACCAUUUAAGGUUUUAAAAAUGACUUAAUAUCUUCCCAAUGUAUCUCUGAGCAGCAGCUUGUCCUGUCAGAGAAUUUACAGGGUUAGCUAACAUUAGCACAGCAGCUAAAGGGAGAUGGUAGCUUCUGCAGGAUCAAUUAAGCAGAUAAAAUUAGCCUAGCUUAGUGUUUGUUUCUUUAAAAACAACACCACCUUUAAUAAUUUCACCUGUGUGCAGGUUAAAGAAGGUUGUUUUAUAUUGGCACAGCUAGCUUGUAGCAUGAGGCUAAUAGAAAGUCAGACGUGAAAGCUAGCAGAGAGUUAAAUAUCCUGUCUCUUUAAUCAUUAAAAGUGUAACUUAUAACAUAUAUGUACUGUCAAACUAAGCUAAACGUUUAAUUUUAAAUCAUUGAAUUAAAACUAUUCAGCGUCUUCACCACCGUAUCUUUGAGCAGUAGUUUGUUGCGUCAGAGUGUUUGAAUGUUAGCUAACCUCAGAUAAAGUGAGAUGGAAGCUUCAGCAGGAUCAGUUUAGCUGAUACAGUUAGUUUAGCUUAGUACUCAUUUGUCAAAAAAUAUUUCUUCUUUUUCUACAAGGGCAGGCUAGCUUGUUUUUAGCCUGAAGCUAGCAGAUAGCUCUCUGUCUCACAGGAAAAUCUGCCAAAGAGUAAAAACUUUAAUUCCUGAGAUUCUAUUUUUAAUAAUUUACUUUGUCUUUAUAUCUUAUAUAGCAGCAAUUUUUCCUGUCAGUCGGAUAGAUUAUAUGUUAGCUAAUCUGAGCAACAUUAGCGCAGCAGCUAAUGUGAGGUGGAAGCAGUUUAUCUUGCGUUGUCUGUAUAACAAUAGUGUGUCAUUACUACCUGAAACAGAGCUAUUAUUAAUAUAAAUCAAAACAAUUAACUAAAUAUUCUGGCUAGCUCUGACUAGCUAACUUCUAGCCUGAAGCUAACAGGAAGCUCAGACAACAGAAAAAAAUCAGACAGUAAGAAUCUGUCAGCUAUACUUUAAAUAUUUAAAAUCUUUGAAAAAAAAUCUCCUAUGUGCGCAGAAUAAUCAACAAGCUGUGUUGGUGUUUAAAGCUGUAUUUUAACUUUACACACAGUCAGGCUAGCUAGUUACUAGCUUGAUGCUAACAGACCAUACACACAAUUCAGACAACAGGUUGGUUGCUAUCAGCCAUAUUUCACACUGUUCAGUAAAUAGGAACAGCUGAUCAGUUAUAGGACCUAAAUGUUGUCUUAAAUUAGCAUUUCUAUUAAAACCUUUGUUUUUUUUAAAGUUAAUCUAAUGUGAUGCUUUAAAAUACGUAUAAAAGUUCAUGAUGGAAACAUGGCUAGUGGAUUUUUACAAGCUAAAGAGAGAAAUUUCCCUCAGAAGCUGGUGGAGACCAAAAACAGAGCUUAAAUUAAUCUCAAACACGUCACUUUUUCAGAUAAAGUUAAAAACCCACUUCAAGAUAACAGAUGAAAGUUUUCUUUUAGCUUUUCAGGUGGAUAAACUUCUUCCUUUAAAUGGAAAUUGUGAACUUAUGAGCACAAAAAUGAAACCAUGUGGACCGAAAAGUUGCUAGUGUAAGUGUGUUAUAACCCAGCAGAUGUAGAGUUUAGGUAUAAAACAUUCUCAAAAUCACUUUUACUAUUGGAAACAACAGCAACAUGCAACCAGCAACCAGCAACCUGCUACACUGAAAAACUCAAGUUUGGCCAAAGGUUUGAAUCGUGCAAUAAAGCAGUAAUGCUAAGUUUUUUUUAGAGAACUGCAUCCAAUUGUUCCACCAAAAUAAUUCCGAAGUCAACACCAUUGCUGCAUCCUGUUGGUAGCUCCGCCCACGAUGAUUGUGAUUGGUUUAAAUGGAUUACAAACUAGAUUAAGGUGCAGCAGCCCGUUCUAAACAGCAUUUUGUUUACGCUGGAAUGGUCUGACUAUGUAAAGCUAGCAACUCCUAACUUAAAAAAUCCAAAGAGAAUAUCAGCGUUUUCCUUAGAUUUCAUAAACUUAUGAAGAAAAAAAUUUAUGCAACUACAAAAUAUCCCAAAAGCGGGGCAUUAACUCCAUCUGCUGUCCACAAAGUAACAUUCUGUAAGUUGUUUUUUCAUCCAAACUGUAUUUCUGGACUCUGUAUUUGUGUGUGUGGUUUUAAAUACGUAGACAACACCUCACUAUUCACUGCAUCUUGGUGUUCUUCACUGUCAGGACUAGUCUUACACCGGAAUGUCGUCCAGUCCGGUGGACGUUUGCUCGAGUCUUAAGGGACUGGUUUGGAUCCAUUUUGAUACAGAGACGAUGUCAACUUUCUUAAAACUCAACGUUUCCUUCUUCUUCUUCUUCUUCUUCUUCUUCUUCUGGAGGAACUUUCAGGAUGAGGAUAUCUCAUGGACGUUUCCACGUUUGGAUUUUAACAAAGCGAAGCAAAGAGCACAGCGGAUCGUAUAAUCUCUGUUGGAAUUCAGCUUUUUUCCUGAAUGAACUUUAUCAGCUCUCGGGUUUUAUUUUGAAAACAGCUCAAUUUCUUUGUUUUGAUAAAGGUUUGGAGAGAAGAUGCUAACCCUGCUAGCCGCCCCUUCGUUUCCCACCACUGCUCGAUGAUAAUAUGCAACCGACCUGUUUUUAAUUUUUCUAAAGGAGCCUCUGCUUUGUAUUUAGAGACCUGAGGAGUAAAAAACAACAAAUAGAAACAUAUUUUUGAGGAUGCUGUUGUUGAUUUUUGGUUGUAAAAGAAAGGAUUCUUCUUCUUCUUCUUCUUCUAACUGUUCCUAGUGCACCCGUGCUGUAAUCGUUCUUUGGUGUAGUAAAAUGAGUUCUUAUUUUUCCAACGGUUUCCAUGAGGAUUGGUCGUGACGUACGUUGAGUUCAACAUUCCACACGCUAUUUUUCUAAAGCAUGCAUGCAGAGGGGGUAAAAUCAAAGAGGAUUAUUACUUUUGAUUUGUUACGGCUCGUGUUCUGUUGAUAAAAAUAUGAAUUAUUGAGGAUAAUAUUUAAAAAGAGAAGUGCAGUGUCCGAGUAAAUAGAAUAAAACAUUGUCCUAUUAAACCUCCAA